AUGUCUAAAGUGUUUAUCUCUACUACGAACUGUGGGAAGGCUCACGACGCUGAUAUUUUCAAAGUAGCCAUAUCUAUACCAUUCACCAUUACCGCCUCGGGUGAUGGAUAUAUCAAACUAUGGAAGAAUAAACUAUUGGAAAACGAACAACCUCGCGAUCAUUACAUAUCACAAUUUAUUAAUAAGACAGGUGUACAUCAUGUUGAUGUGUUUCAUUCCAUGGAGGCAGAGAAUUUGGAAUUGCUAAUUAUUACUUGUGUUUCGUUCUCUGGUGAGAUAUCAUUUUGGCAAUUUGAUUUUAAUGAGAAGAAAUUGAACAGGAUUGAACUGUUUGAUUCUCCUGAAUGGAAUAAGAAGUCAUUUUGGGCCAUCAAAUGGCUAAAAUCUGACGAUCAAGUCUUGUCUCAUAGAUUGGCCGCUACUGAUGUCAAGGGAACUACUUAUGUCUGGAAAUUCAAUCCUUUCCCCAAGGAUGAUGGUAUCGAGAACACGGAUAAAACGAUGACAAUGAGUAAGUUACAAUUACAAGGUGAAAUGCCUCCACCUUCUGCAGAAGCUGUAUUUGCCACAUGUGUCGAUAUGUCUCAUAAUGGACUUAUUGCCACUGGGUUUGCCAAUGGUACUAUUGUCGUUUCUCAAUUAAGUACAUUAAGACCAUUAUACAAUUUCGAAGGGUUUGGCAUUCAAGGAAUUGAACAAAAUAGUAAUACUGUACGUGCCGUUAAGUUUUCUCCCGCUGGUUCGCUACUUGCUGUGGCCAAUGACUCAGGUUCAUUUGGUUGUGUCGCUUUAUAUGAGACUCAAUUUGGAGAAAGAAUUGGGAAUCUUACUGUCCCCACGCAUAGUGGACAGUCUAGUGUGGAGUCAUUUGCUCAUAGUGGUUGGGUAUUUGCCUUGUCAUUUAAUUCCACUGGUGAAUUCUUGGCUACUUCUGGUUAUGAUAGUAAAGUGAGAGUUUGGGAUGUUAAAUCCAAGGAACGUGUUACUACCCUUAAUAUCACAGCUGGUGAUAUUGAAAAUGAAGAUGAUAUUUUGUUGGAGGAUGAAAAUGGUGAUUCAUUAAAAUAUCCACCUGUUUUAGACGUCUCGUUUAUUAAUAAGGGUAUCAGAAGUGGAAUGAAUAGUGAUGUCAAUGAGGGAUUGUGUUGUGUUUGUUUAGAUAGAAGUAUUAGAUGGUAUAGAGAAGCUGGUGGUAAUUAA
This is a messenger RNA of Naumovozyma castellii, 1200 nucleotides long. RefSeq names its product SKI complex subunit WD repeat protein SKI8 (gene SKI8). The transcript has a single exon. NCBI's taxonomy places the organism in Eukaryota, Fungi, Ascomycota, Saccharomycetes, Saccharomycetales, Saccharomycetaceae. Bases 1 to 1200 code for a protein of 399 amino acids. The record is from RefSeq and is a predicted model, not a curated record.